AACAAAAAUCAAUAAAAAUGGUGGCUAGUAUAUGGGUAAACCGAGUUCUCUGCGUCGUUUUUCGUAACUAAGGCCCUCAGUGAAACACAUAAAUGGUGAAAGUGACCGACGAGCCUCUGCCCCCCACGGUGGAACCCCCAAACUCUCACCUCUCCAACGCCGCAUCGUCGACCGCGUCGUCGAAUCAUAUGCACUCGUUAUCCCGCAAGCCUCGCCCACCUGCUCGUCAUGGUCACGCCCAUACCCACCACGCCCAUUUUCAACACUUCAUCCAUCACCAUCACUGUCCUUUUCCACCACCCGAGUGCGCGAACGCGUGUAACGGCGGCGGACCUCCCGUCAAGUUUUAUCUGGGGGCGGGAUUCGAACCUCAGAGAGUAGGUUUCUACGGGCCCGGGCCUAGUCAACGAAGCCAAGGGGAAUACGUGGUAUACUUGCACGUUAAUCCGGGCGUUACGAUUAAUUUUCAAAUUGGCGAUACCCUGGAGAUACUACGAGGUCCGGUGACGGUACCCAUGGUCUCGACAAAUUCCUCGCCGCCCAUCGCCAUGCCGGUACAAGUUCCGCCGGGUCACGUGGUGCAGCAGAUCGUCGACGAAAACGGUACUCUGCGUCACAUGAUCCUAUCGCCCUCGCACCACCCGCCCAGUUUACUGCCACUGCCCUCGCAUAACCCUCAACACUAUAGUGGUGGUCCGGGCAACGGCACAAACCAGUCGCAACAAUACUACCCAGGACUACCUGCGGGCUAUCCCCAGCAGCACUUCCAUUCCAACAUGCAGGGGGCUCAUCCUGUUCCUAGUCCGACGCAUAUGGGCCAUUCACCUCCUCCUAACCCAACUUACUAUAAGGACGAACGUACACAACGACAACACAUCAAACUGAAGAAGAAACUUCAAGAGAAACAUCAAAAGGUCGUGGGAGGCGAAAUGUCACCGCAGAAGGAUCUAGUGAACGGCCUAAAAAGGUCAUCGACGGCACAAGUAGUCAAGGACAAGGGCAUGAAUAGCGUCGGCACGAGCGAGGACGGCGAGGAAAGCAGCGUGCCCGACGAGGAAGAUACGGCGCAAAUGAUCAUGGACAUAUUGUCCUCCGUCCAGGCCCCAAAGGUUUCAGAACUAAGUUCCCGUAGUGCCUUAUUGCAAUGGGCGACGCCCAUUAAGCUAUCAGAGUCUGCCAGCACCGAUAGCGGUAGCCACGAGAUCGACAUCUCCGAAAAUGAUCUUCGCUACGAAGUGCUGUUGAGCGAUAAAAGCAAGGAGAUGAAAUACAAGUCAAUUUAUAACGGCGCCUCGCUAUCUUGUCGGAUUCAAGACUUAAAACCUGGUCAAGAAUAUUCCGUGUGUCUUCAAGUACAUCUAGACGAACUACAGGGUUCGGCGACGGAUCCUAUCAAAUUCAAAACGCCGCCAUGCGAACCCGAUCAACCCCAAGCUCCGAAAUUAGGCGCAAAAACGAAAAAUUCUCUGCAACUUAGGUGGAACCAGGUAAAUGACAACGGGGCGCAUAUCCUUUACUACACUUUAGAAUAUGACGCUGGCAAGGGUGGCGAUUUCGAAGAGGUGCUUAAGAGCCGGGGCAGGACACAAUUUAACCUUCAAAAAUUGCAACCAGCGACGGCCUAUAGAUUUCGAUUGGCCGUGGUCAACGAAGUGGGCAAAAGUGCUUAUUCCGAGAUUGCCACAUACAGAACAACGGAAAAUCCGCCGUCCCAACCCGAUCCGCCGUCACUGGUCGAGGCAACCCUGUCCAGCAUCCAUGUCAAGUGGGAGCGCAGACCUAAGGACGAGGAAUACACGCUACAGAUGAACGACCCCAAUACAAAAUACGGCCAUUUGAACGUGUACAACGGCCGCGAGACGUCCUACGUCUGCCAGAGGCUGAUGUGUUAUAGCGACUACACGUUCAGGUUACGGGCUUGCAACGAGGGAGGCACAUCCCCUUGGUCAGAAGAGGUAACAUACAAGACGAAACCCGACCGGCCGGGCAGACCGUCAAAACCAGUAGUCAAGGGACGAAUCCACGCCUAUUCGUUUAAACUGAAAUGGGAACCUCCCUCAGAUACGGGAGGAGCCGAAAUCACUAGGUAUAUCUUGGAGGUGAACUCCGGGAGUGGCUAUGAACCGGUCUAUUCUGGUCCCGAUACGGAAGCCGUAUGCGACCACUUAACCCCGGGCACGACUUACCAGUUGCGAGUUAGUUGCUCGAGCACGGGAGGCCAGAGCUGCCCCUCCGACCCCUGCACGGUGACCACCGACGCUAUAGCUCCCGGCCGUUGCGGAACUCCCAAGCUAGUGGGACGCGCCAAAUCAGAUUCCCUAACUGUACGGUGGACAGAACCCGAUUAUAAUGGCGGCGCACCCGUAUUGGAUUAUGAGCUUGAAAUGAUAAAUCCCGAAUCUAGUCCUACUAUAGUGCACAAAAGCAAAGAACUGGAAUGCACGGUGUCGUCAGGCGUUCAACCGGGCGCGGAAUAUUCUUUCGCGGUGCGAGCGGUGAACCGAAUCGGCGCGGGGCCGUGGUCGGAGGUGCUCAAGGUGGCGUCGGGGGCGGCGCCCCCACGCGCUCCCGAGAUACCCGCCCUACGUUGUCGAUCGCCUUACCACGUAAGCAUCGAGUGGCACGAGCCGCCUUCAAACGGAGCACCGAUCACCGAAUACAGGUUAGAAAUGAGUCCCGAUUCCGUCGACGACGGCCGCCUCUUCGCCAACAUUUACCAAGGACCCCAUCAUUCCUACGAGGCCAAGUCUCUUACCCCGUUCCGGAAAUACUUUUUCCGAGUGCAGGCUGCCAACUCGGCCGGACUCGGACCGUAUUCUCCUAUAGCGGCCACCAUGACGUCCGCGGCGCCGCCAUCGACGGUUUCCGUAAUACGAAGCGAAUCCACUCCGUCGACGAUCACUCUCUAUUGGUCCGAGCCUGCCUGCAACGGGGCAGAAAUCAGCCACUACAACAUCGAAAUCGGGGAUAAAGUCGUGGAGACGUCGGGACCCGUGACGGAAUGGAAAUUGGACGGCCUACAACCGGAAACGAAUUAUAAGGUCAAAGUUCAAGCCGUCAACGCCAUGGGGGCGGGAUCGUUGUCCGCGACCUGGCGAACAUCGACUCUACGACUCCCUCCCGCCCCGCCCACGCUCAGCUGCGUCGGGACGGGUCAUACUUACCUGAAACUCAAGUGGGGCGACGGCAAGAACCUAGAUUACACCCAGUAUUCAGUAGAAAUGGAGAACCAAAGGUCGCGCGAGUGGCAGUGCGUGUACAAAGGUACCGCUUUGUCAUGCAAGGUGAACAAGCUGCAAGAAUUGACCAAGUACAGGUUUAGGAUAAAUGCCACAAAUGACGCGGGAGUGGGCGAAUUUUCUGAUGAAUACGAAUUUAGCACCUGCAUAGCGUCGCCAGUUGCCGUAAAAAUUCCUAAAACCUUAGAAGUUGACCAGAGGACUUGCACAAUUGAAUGGCCGGCAUCGAAAAAUUCGUUUUGUGAUCCGGUUAUUUACGUGGCCCAGUUGGCCAGGCGAAAGGAUCAAAUUUUUAAACAAGUAUAUAAAGGAUCUGAAACUAAGUGCUCUCUCGAAGAUUUAGAACCGGGUGUCGAAUAUUGUGCUCGCGUUUGUCCGGUGCGGCUCACAAACUCCGGCGAACUACCCGGAUGUUAUUCGCCAAUUUUAAACUUUACCAUGAUGACGGCCGAGGUAUCUGCGGUAACCAAACUAUCUCCGGCCAACGUUACGCCAACGCACACGCCUAAGAGUCGAAAUUUGACCCAAGUAUGGCAGUCGGUGUCAUUUAGAAAAUUUUUCGAAGAAAAUUUAGUGUACAUUAUCGCAUUGUUUAUUACCGUCGCUGGUAUAGUCAUAUCGCUUGGUAUAGCAUCAUUUUUGUAAGUGCAAUUUACCGAAAGAUUUUGAGACUAUUGCGUAACUUUUGAUGUUGGACGUUUAACCGUUAACUCUGUAAAAGAGAUCUCCAAAAAAAACGUUUUGUGGGUUAUUCGGUUUACAUUUUCAUUAGAGAUAAUAAUAAAUUUGAGUCAAAAUUAGUCGGUCAAGAUAAUCCGUAAUCAAAGGCCGUUUUCAUUAAGGAACAAUGUCGAAAUAGUUGAUUAAAAUUUGAAGUGAGAAAAUUUCAAAUUUCAUAUCGACGGUGAGCGUUGCCCAACAUCAAAAUUUGAAAUAGAUUUUCAAUCUCUUUCAUUACGAGAACAUAGUAUUAUUCGACAGGGCUUUUUUUAAUUAUUAUCGUAAAAUCGUGUUAGAUGUUAUCUUUUUUAACUGUGUAGCGGACCAGAGCUCAGAUGUUUUGGUAUUUUUAUACGUGUCCGUAUUCUACGAGUGGUGCUAAUAAGAAUCUAAUGAUGUGAUGUGUCAGACGGCCUUUUUCAAAAAAACGGCCGUCCGUGUUGUUAUUCCAGUCAUCCCUGUAUAUUUCUUUUUUAUAUAAUAUACUAUGUGGUUGAUGGUAUUAUUAAAUUUAUUAAAUUAUUUUAAAUGCAAAAACAGAAAAAUAAGUUUUUACUGUGGCUGGAAGCAUAUGUACCUAGAGAAUAUUAUACAUUUAUUGAUUUAUAAAAGAUUAUAUACCUAUAUAUAUAUUGCAAUUUGUAUUAUAGGAUGACGAGACAAUUUAAGCACUAAAUUUAAAGAAUAAAAAUAGAAAAAAAAUUACUGUUUUAAUCUAUAUGACGAAUAUAUUAUGCUAUAGUUGGGAAUUGUGUGUGAGUGCGGCGAGCACCUUACCGCACGAGAGAUUAUAUAUAUAUUAAUAUAUGCUAUAGGAAAAUACAUAUUCA
Messenger RNA from Cylas formicarius (sweet potato weevil), 4789 nucleotides. It is a transcript of the gene mtgo, whose product is annotated as fibronectin type-III domain-containing protein 3a. NCBI's taxonomy places the organism in Eukaryota, Metazoa, Arthropoda, Insecta, Coleoptera, Brentidae. Gene Ontology annotation, molecular function: protein binding. The transcript is spliced from 13 exons. The record is from RefSeq and is a predicted model, not a curated record. Bases 93 to 3884 code for a protein of 1263 amino acids.